AUGAGACCUCCCCUUAGAGGUGGCGGUGGCGGCGGAAGAGGUGAGGGAGGUGCUUGGAGAGGCCGUGGAAGUGACCGUGGAAGAGGCCCCGGAGGAAGGAGGCCCGGAGGAAGAGGGCCUGGAGGAAGAGGCCCCGGAGGAAGAGGGCCCGGAGGAAGAGACCCUAGAAGUAAGCCCGGAGGAAGAGCAAAAGUAGGACUUAACGGAGGAAGCAAAGUGAUUGUGGAGCCUCACAGACACGCAGGAGUGUUCAUUGUCAAGGGUAAAGAGGAGGCUCUUGUCACUAAGAACUUGGUCCCUGGUGAAUCCGUUUACAACGAGAAGAGAAUCUCUGUUGAGAACGAAGAUGGAACUAAAGUUGAAUACAGAGUUUGGAACCCUUUUCGUUCUAAGUUAGCUGCUGCUAUUUUUGGUGGUAUCGAUAACAAUUGGAUCAAACCUGGUGCUAAAGUUCUUUACCUUGGUGCUGCUUCUGGAACAAGUGUGUCUCAUGUGUCUGAUAUUGUUGGCCCUGAGGGAUGUGUUUACGCCGUCGAGUUUUCUAGUCGGAGUGGUAGAGAUUUGGUGAACAUGGCUAGUAAGAGAACUAAUGUUGUACCAAUCAUUGAAGAUGCUAGACACCCUUCUAAAUACAGAAUGCUUGUGCCCAUGGUUGACGUCAUAUUCUCUGAUGUUGCUCAACCAGAUCAGGCUAGGAUAAUGGCUCUCAAUGCAUCUUUUUACCUGAAAACUGGAGGGCACUUUAUGAUCUCUAUAAAGGCGAGUUGUAUCGACUCAACGGUAGCAGAAGAGGCAGUGUUUGCAAACGAAGUGAAGAAGUUGCAAGCGGAAGGGUUUAAACCAGCAGAGCAACUGACACUUGAGCCUUUUGAACGUGGCCAUGCUUGUGUUGUUGGUGGAUAUCGCAUGCCUAAGAAGCAGAAAGCUACUUAA
Eutrema salsugineum is the source of this 933-nucleotide messenger RNA. Its product is annotated as probable mediator of RNA polymerase II transcription subunit 36b. The transcript has 6 exons. Gene Ontology annotation, biological process: rRNA methylation; box C/D sno(s)RNA 3'-end processing. Gene Ontology annotation, cellular component: nucleolus; small-subunit processome; box C/D methylation guide snoRNP complex. The record is from RefSeq and is a predicted model, not a curated record. Bases 1 to 933 code for a protein of 310 amino acids. Gene Ontology annotation, molecular function: histone H2AQ104 methyltransferase activity; RNA binding; rRNA methyltransferase activity. Lineage: Eukaryota; Viridiplantae; Streptophyta; Magnoliopsida; Brassicales; Brassicaceae.